Lactuca virosa is the source of this 1437-nucleotide messenger RNA. The record is from the annotation of a GenBank genome assembly. NCBI's taxonomy places the organism in Eukaryota, Viridiplantae, Streptophyta, Magnoliopsida, Asterales, Asteraceae.
AUGGCAACAAAAUCAUCCACCACCACCACAAGAAAAGAAGGCCAUGGCCUCCUCCUUGGUCGGUUCGAGAUCGGAAAACUCCUCGGUCAUGGCAGUUUCGCUAAAGUCUACCUUGCUCGCAACGUCAAAACCAAUGAAUCCGUCGCCAUUAAAGUCAUCGACAAAGAGAAAAUCAUGAAAGGCGGUUUAAUCGCCCACAUCAAACGCGAGAUCUCCAUCCUCCGCCGUGUACGACAUCCAAACAUCGUUCAGCUGUUCGAGGUAAUGGCAACAAAGAGUAAGAUCUUCUUCGUUAUGGAAUACGUUAAAGGUGGUGAAUUGUUCAAUAAAGUCGCUAAAGGUCGAUUAAAAGAAGAAGUCGCCAGAAAGUAUUUCCAACAACUGAUUUCCGCAGUAGGGUUUUGUCACGCUCGUGGUGUUUUCCAUCGAGAUUUAAAACCCGAAAACAUAUUAUUAGACGAAGAUGGUGAUUUGAAGGUCUCCGAUUUUGGUCUCAGUGCAAUCUCCGAGCAAAUCAGAGGCGACGGUUUGUUCCAUACCUUUUGCGGUACUCCGGCGUAUGUCGCGCCGGAGGUAUUAGGCCGGAAAGGCUACGAAGCGGCAAAAGUCGACAUCUGGUCCUGUGGAAUUAUCUUAUUCGUCUUAAUGGCUGGUUACUUACCAUUUCAUGAUCAGAACAUAAUGGUCAUGUAUAAGAAGAUUUACAAAGGAGAUUUCCGGUGUCCCAGAUGGUUCUCGCCGGAGCUAACACGGUUACUCAGACGACUUCUCGACAUAAAUCCCGAAACCCGAAUCACAAUCCCCGAGAUUAUGGAAAACAAGUGGUUCAAAAAGGGGUUUCGGCAUAUUAAAUUCUAUUUCGACGACGAUAAGUUAUGUAGUGUGAAACACAGCGAAAUCGAAGACGACAUCGAUUAUUCCUCCGAUCAAUCUUCAUAUUCCGAAUCGGAAAGUGAAACCGAGACUAAACGGCGGCUCACAAGCUUGCCAAGACCUGCAAGUUUAAACGCUUUCGAUCUGAUUUCAUUCUCUCGUGGGUUUAGUUUGUCGGGUUUAUUCGAAGAUGGUGUGGAGGAAUCACGCUUUCUGACACGGGAACCAGUUUCCACCAUUAUUUCGAAGCUCGAAGAGAUUGCAAAACUAGUGAAGUUUACAGUGAGGAAGAAGGAUUGCAGGGUGAGUUUGGAAGGAUCUAGGGAAGGAGUUAAAGGUCCAUUAACGAUUGCAGUUGAGAUCUUCGAAUUAACGCCUCUAUUGAGUGUGGUUGAAGUUAAAAAGAAAGCUGGAGAUAAAGGAGAAUACGAUGAUUUUUGUAACAAAGAACUUAGGCCAAGAUUUCAGUCACUCACGGUGACUGGUCGUUCUGGUGAACCCUCAUCACAUUUGCCUUCUGAUAAUGAAUUAUUUAAGAAAGAUGAUCAAACGGGUACUGUUUAA